Molecule: messenger RNA, 1112 nt
Organism: Mytilinidion resinicola
Lineage: Eukaryota; Fungi; Ascomycota; Dothideomycetes; Mytilinidiales; Mytilinidiaceae
Product: arsenical-resistance protein ACR3
Exons: 4
Coding region: 1-1086 (361 amino acids)
Biological process (GO): antimonite transmembrane transport; arsenite transport
Cellular component (GO): plasma membrane
Molecular function (GO): arsenite transmembrane transporter activity; antiporter activity; antimonite transmembrane transporter activity
Source: RefSeq, a predicted model, not a curated record
AUGCGGUACAAUGGUAUUGAGUUGAACAAAAACGACCCUCAGUCAUCCAAAGUAUCUGCGUUCAAGAGUCUAGGAUUGCUGGACCGAUUUCUUGCAGUAUGGAUACUCUUGGCCAUGGCCAUCGGCAUCAUUCUGGGAAACUUUGUCCCUAACACUGGCCCAGCUCUGCAGAAGGGGAAAUUUGUGGGAGUAUCUGUUCCAAUAGCAAUUGGAUUGCUCGUUAUGAUGUAUCCGAUCUUGUGUAAGGUCAGAUACGAGACACUCCAUCACGUCUUCCGUGAGCGCAAAAUCUGGGUGCAGAUUGGAUUCAGCAUCGUGGUUAAUUGGAUCGUUGCGCCCUUGGUCAUGCUUGGCCUCGCGUGGGCGUUCCUUCCCGACAAGCCAGGUCUGCGAGAUGGCUUGAUUCUUGUUGGCCUUGCGAGAUGUAUCGCCAUGGUCCUGAUCUGGACGGGUCUCGCUGGCGGGGAUAGCGAAUACUGCGCCAUCCUCGUCGCUAUUAAUUCAAUAUUGCAGAUGGUCCUCUUCGCCCCUCUCGCGAUUCUAUUCCUUCGAGUUAUCAGUGGUGCCGACGCGGAGGUCUCGUACCAAACUGUCGCCAAAUCGGUGGCCGUCUUCCUCGGGAUCCCCCUUAGUGGAGCAAUUGUAACCCGUUUCGGUCUACGCAACCUUAUUAGUCCCACUUGGUACGACGAAGUAUUCUUGAAGUUCGCUGCCCCGUGGUCGCUCAUCGGUCUUCUCUUCACCAUUCUUGUUUUGUUCGCGUCUCAAGGGCGGCAAGUUGUGCACCAAAUCGUGUCCGUUGUUAGGGUUGCAGCGCCACUGAUUGUUUACUUUGGGGUCAUCUUCUUCCUCACCCUCCUGGUGACGCAUAAGCUUGGCUUUGGAUAUAAGCUGGCAGCGACGCAAAGCUUUACUGCAGCGAGCAACAAUUUCGAGCUGGCAAUCGCCGUCGCCGUCGCUACAUAUGGUCCCAACAGUGAUCAAGCUUUGGCAUCUACGGUUGGGCCCCUCAUUGAAGUCCCCGUUUUGCUCGGCCUGGUGUAUGUUGUGAAAGCCAUCGGACGGAGAAGAGGAUGGAAAGACUGAGGAGUGAGAAACUGGGCAUCUGGCAC